AUGUCUACCGAAGGUCAUUCCUCUGCGUUAAAUUCAAACAACAACACGAUGAAUUCAUAUUACAGUUCAAGUGUAUCUGUUGAUCGAGGAAAAAGACCUAUGUAUGAAGAUGAUACUUCACAAACGAAAUCGCAUGAUGUUGCUUCUUCGAGUUCUGCUGGUCAUUCAUCGUCUAAUUCUGUUAUUCUGCAUUCUGAUGGUGUUCAAUUUGCCGGUGUAGAUCACAGAGGUCGUGUAUCUAGCAAAAUAUAUAUCACUCCAGGCGGAACGAGCUAUUGGAUACCUGAUGUUCCUGUUGAGUUAAAACCUGUUUUAGGUCGUUACUAUGAUACUUGGGACGAUGUUGUCAAUAUGUAUGACACAUAUGCUGAUGCAUCUGGGUUUUCUACUCGAAUAGGCGCUACAAAACGAGUUCAAGGCAUCGUCACACAUAAAUAUAUUGUGUGUAACAGGGCUGGUAAACCAAAGCUGCAAGAUUUUGACUUGAGUACUGUUAUUGCUGUUUCAAAUUGUCGUCGAAGCAGGUUCAAAGUGACAAAUUGCAAGGCACGUAUCAAAUUAAGUGUGGAUCCUAUAACAUCAAAGUUUUGUCUAUAUGGAUUCGUCGAAGCGCACAACCAUUCUCUUGUCGAUACAGACAACAGGGAAUUCACGAAAAAAAGAAGGAAGCUCGAUUUCUUUGAUCAACAAUUUAUUCACAAGCUAAGCCUAAAUAAAAUUGGUGCAACUGUUGCACAUAGGCUACAAUGUUCACUGAAAGGUGGCCACCAGAAUGUUCGUGGUACUAAAACAGAUUACAAAAAUGCUGCUAGGGAUAUACGGCUUUUUAUUGGUGAACGAGACGCACAAAUGAUUGUCGAUACGAUGAAUGCUCGUAAAUCGAAUUUGCCCAACUUCUUCUUUGAGUUUACGGUAGUUGGAAAUGAGUUAAGGUCAUUGUUUUGGGCUGAUGAUGUGUCGAAAUGUAACUACGAGGCGUUUGGUGACGUUCUAGGUUUUGAUGCAACAUAUCAUACAAACCUGUAUAAAAUGAUCUUCGUGCCUUUUACGGGUGUGGACCAUCAUAAAAAAUGUGUGACAUUUGGGGCAAGACUUAUAUAUGACGAAACUAUCGAGUCUUACAUAUGGUUACUUAAAAUGUUCCUCAAAGCUCAUAAAAAACAACCGUUGUUGACCUUAACCGAUCAAGACGCAUCCAUGAAACAGGCUGUUGCUGCUGUCUUUGACAAGUCAAUACAUCGGUUGUGCAUGUGGCAUAUUGUUAAAAAGAUACCUGCUAAGAUAUCGGGUGACUCAUCAUCAAAUGCUGAUCUACGUAAAUCGAUACACAAAUUGGUAUGGAACCUGUUUAUCACACCUGCAGAAUUUGAAGAAAGAUGGCAGAUACUUAUGAACGGCUUAGAGUUGAGUGAUAAUAACUGGUUGAAUGAAAUGUUUUCCAUUCGUGAUCAAUGGGUCCCUUGCUAUUUUCGAGAGGUUCCUAUGUGUUGUUUGAUGAAAACAACGUCUAGAUGCGAGAGCUCGAACGCGCUGUUUAAAGUACAUUCCGGUGGAACCAAUACUUUGGUGCAGUUCAUGAUGUGUUUUGAUACAGCAAUCGAUGGUCAGCGUCAGAAGCAGCGCCAAGCAGAGUUUGACAGUAACACGACAACGCCGUUUAUGCCUAACAAGAUUCCUAUAGAGAUGCAUGCCUUUGAUAUAUACACCCGUACAAUAUUCCUAGAAGUGCAGAAGGAGAUUUACAAAGGAUUGACACACUGUUUUAUAAUUAGAUGCGAGGAACUUGAUGGUAUUAAGUUCUAUACUAUUGCACAUACGAACAAGAGUUGCAAAAUUGUCAAUGAAUAUAAGGUUGAACUUGAUGUGCGCGAUAACACGGUUUCUUGUACGUGUAUGUGUUUCACUCGUAACGGCUACUUGUGUAGGCAUGUUUUUUGUGUAUUCAGGUUCAACCAGAUUGAUAAGAUUCCUGAUAAAUAUCAGUCCAGUCGGUGGGAUAGGGAUGUGCUUCCAAACAGGGUUCAUGCUAUUUCAAAUAGAUAUGCAGCUGACAAUGACCCAGAGUCUGUAAUAAGGAACGAGAUAUUUGAUUUGAUUGGUCAGUGUACUAUCCGUUUGAGACGUAAACCUGACAAACUAUCUGCACUAUCUACACAAAUAAGAGAGAUCAGAGAUAUCAUAUACGAGGAGUUUCCAUCUGAACCAGAUUGUAACAAUAAGAGUGCGGUUAUAAGUGAUAUCAUCGGGCAGCCCGAAAACGUUGAAGUUACUAUUCACCCACCACAAGGCAUCAGGAAUAAAGGGUGUGGCACCAACAAGCGGCUAAUUGGUCCGGGAGAGAAAGCUGUAGAGAACCACAAAAAGAACCCGCGUUUAUGUCAUCGAUGUAACAAGUAUGUGUAUGAUCAUGAUAAACGUAACUGUGCGAAAGUGCAAGCCGCUAAAGAGGCGGCAGCAGCUGCUGCUAAAGAGGCUGCAGCCGUAUCUGGUUCUGGUCGUUAA
This is a messenger RNA of Helianthus annuus (common sunflower), 2502 nucleotides long. Its product is annotated as protein FAR1-RELATED SEQUENCE 5-like. Gene Ontology annotation, biological process: regulation of DNA-templated transcription. The transcript is spliced from 6 exons. The record is from RefSeq and is a predicted model, not a curated record. Gene Ontology annotation, molecular function: zinc ion binding. The coding region runs from base 1 to 2502 and encodes 833 amino acids. Lineage: Eukaryota; Viridiplantae; Streptophyta; Magnoliopsida; Asterales; Asteraceae.